GCAGAGCAGAGCGAGCGAGUGAGUGCAGCUCAGUUGCGCCCGUGCGUACGACACGGAACUUUGUCGCUGCUGAGAACACGGCGUGCGGUAGCGGUGGUGGUUGGUGGGGUGUGCGGAGAGGGAGUGCCUACGGAAUCCUGAUGAUUCGCAAUGAAGGCGAGGCACGCGGCGGUGGUGUUGCUGGCGGUGGUUGUUGGUGCUCUCCCCCUCUGCUCCCCAAUUCCUUUCGCCUCUCUUUCGCGUUCUCUGUUUUAUAGCUUAACCUCUCUCCACUCUCUCCACUCUAAUCGACUCCCCGGUCACUAUCAUUUAUCUCUUUCCUACUCGACCUCAUCUCUCUCUCUUUCCACUCUGCUCCAUCUUUCUGCCGUUUCCUCCGCGCUCCGCUCACACCGCUCACUCCCUUCACCCUGAACAAUCCGUUACCUUCACCCUGAACAAUCCGUGACCUUCACCCUGAACAAUCCUCUAUCUACACCCUGAACCCUCCUCUACCUACACCCUGAACCCUCCGCUACCUACACCCUGAACACUCCUCUAACUACACCCUGAACACUCCUCUAACUACACCCUGAACCCUCCUCCACCUACACCCUGAACCCUCCACUACCUAUACCCUGAACCCUCCGCCACCUACACCCUGAACCCUCCUCCACCUACACCCUGAACCCUCCGCUACCUACACCCUGAACCCUUCUCUACCUACACCCUGAACCCUCCUCUACCUACACCCUGAAUCCUCUUCUACCUACACCCUGAACCCUCCUCCACCUACACCCUGAACCCUCCUCCACCUACACCCUGAACCCUCCGCUACCUACACCCUGAACCCUCCUCUAACUACACCCUGAACCCUCCGCUACCUACACCCUGAACCCUCCUCUACCUACACCCUGAACCCUCCGCUCCCUUCACUCCGAACUCUCCGCUGAACUCGCCCUUCUCCGAUCUGCCAUCUCGCCGCGCGCUCUGCUAUCUCCUCUCUCGAACCAAUUGUAAAUCUCUCCCUCUCUGUCCCUCUCUUCCUAUCUCAUCUCUCAUCUCUCCCUACUCUCGUCUCGUGCAUCCCACGCCAUUCUCUCCAGUCGUGUCUCAUCUCACUCACCUCCUCUCCGCAUCUCUCUCUCUCUAUCUUCCACUUCCUCCAACUCCCUUUCAAUAAUCUUCUCACUCCUCUACGCAUUUCUCUCACCAAUCUCACAUACACUAUUCUCCCUACGUAUCUCUCUCAUAUCACUCCGCUACUCUCCCUCCCCCCUCUCUCCAUCUCUCCCCCCUCUCUCUCUCCCCCCUCGUCCACGCUCCCCUUCACUCUCCCAUAUCUCCCCUCUCUCCUCCUCCGCUCACCUCCACAUCCUCACAUCUCUCUCUGUCUCUCUCUCUCUCUAACAUCACUCUCCCCAUUUCUCAAUAUCAACACUCUAUCCCUCUCUCUCUCUCUCUCCCAACAACAACAACAACCACCAACCACCACCGCAACUCCAUCGCUCGUUCGCUCUCCGCGAGGCUCGCAGUCAUGCGGAGCCGCUGGCCCUGCCCCCGCAGCUGCCCUCCCGAGGCGAGCCAUGCUGCCCUUUAGCGGCCGCGCCGACUCACUGCCCCUGCAGAGGGCAGCGUCGCAGCGUCCGGCCACCCGGCGAGUUAUGCUCGCGCUGGUUUGCGCCCUGCUGCUCUGCUUCUACGCGUGCCUCCAUCGGCCGGGCCAGGCGUGCUGUCAACACAGUCCGGUCUACAGGGCAGCAGCAGAAGCAGAAGCAUCGGCAGCAGCAGCAGUGGCAUCGGCAGGAAGGGUUUCGUCAUUGUCGUUAUCAUCAGCGGCGGCGGCGGCGGCGGCCAAAGGAGCGAUAGUCAAAGGCAUAGCAGAUUUGCCAAUAUCAUCAUCAUCAUCAUCAGCGCAGGAGGACUACUCUUACUAUUACUACAACAGUGUAGGAGGCGGCAACAAGAACGACGAUGAUGAUGAAACCGGUGACGAGGGAGACAGCUCGAACAACAACAACUACGACUACAACAACAACUACUACUACAACGAGGAGGAGGAGGACCAGGGUGAUGGUGGUGAUGAUGGUGAUGGUGAUGAUGAUGUUGGUGGUGGAGGAGGAGGAGGAGGCUCCUUGGCCGAGCGCACGCGAACAAUCGUCGAGAAGAAGACGCGACCCGCUCCGAGGUCGAACUCUGUCGGACUGGUGCUACCUUGGAGGUCAAGAAGGCAGGAGCAGGAGCAGCAGCAGCAGGAGCAGCAGCAGCAGGAGGAGGAGGAGCAGGAGGCUGACAUGGGUGUCGUCCGAAUCGCGGCGGCUGAGGCUGUGGACACGGCGGCGAACGAGGAGGCGGAGCAGGAGGAGGAGGGUGGAGACGAGGUGCCGGAGGAUGACGACGACCCCAGACCGAGGGACGGCGCUCGCUCGCUCCAGCAGACGGCGCCGCGACGAGGUGGAGGUGGAGGAGGUGGUGGUGGAGGAGACGACUACCGGGGGAAGCCGUCGCCCGACGUUUCGGAGCGCGCUAACCUGUCGACGGCGAGCGGCCCCGGCGAGAGGCGCUUGCCCCAGGCCAUCAUCAUCGGCGUGAAGAAGGGGGGCACCAGGGCCCUGCUCGAGUUCCUGAGGCUCCAUCCGGACGUGCGAGCCGUGGGCUCGGAGCCCCACUUCUUCGACCGCCACUACCAGCGGGGUCUCGACUGGUACAGGUGAGCGGGGUCUCGACUGGUACAGGUGAGCGGGGUCUCGAGUGGUACAGGUGAGCGGGGUCUCGAGUGGUACAGGUGAGCGGGGUCUCGAGUGGUACAGGUGAGCGGGGUCUCGACUGGUACAGGUGAGCGGGGUCUCGAGUGGUACAGGUGAGCGGGGUCUCGAGUGGUACAGGUGAGCGGGGUCUCGACUGGUACAGGUGAGCGGGGUCUCGACUGGUACACGUGAGCGGGGUCUCGACUGGUACAGGUGAGCGGGGCCACGCGGGGAGCGGUGGCGCAGCGGUUAGCGCUACGCUGCGCCACGAACCCGGCGACCCGGGUUCGAUUCCC
Messenger RNA from Petromyzon marinus (sea lamprey), 3022 nucleotides. The record is from RefSeq and is a predicted model, not a curated record. NCBI's taxonomy places the organism in Eukaryota, Metazoa, Chordata, Hyperoartia, Petromyzontiformes, Petromyzontidae.